This is a messenger RNA of Nyctereutes procyonoides (raccoon dog), 3875 nucleotides long. Its product is annotated as adhesion G protein-coupled receptor E2. NCBI's taxonomy places the organism in Eukaryota, Metazoa, Chordata, Mammalia, Carnivora, Canidae. The record is from RefSeq and is a predicted model, not a curated record. Bases 1 to 2400 code for a protein of 799 amino acids. Gene Ontology annotation, molecular function: calcium ion binding; G protein-coupled receptor activity. Gene Ontology annotation, cellular component: membrane. The transcript has 19 exons. Gene Ontology annotation, biological process: adenylate cyclase-activating G protein-coupled receptor signaling pathway; cell surface receptor signaling pathway.
AUGGCAUCCUCUGUGGCUGGGCUCACUGGUGUCUGCACUAUGAGACAUGGGCAUCCAAGGUUGCUGCCAGGACUCUUGAUGCUGCUGCUGUUGCCAUUGGGAGCUGCAGCCCAGAAACCUAGCGGCUGUGCUCGCUGGUGCCCUCCGAAAUCCACAUGUGUCAAUGCCACCACUUGUCGCUGCUCUCCAGGAUUCAGUACUUUGUCUGGGGAGGUCUUCAGCAGCCCCUUGGAGAGUUGUGAUGACAUUGAUGAGUGUGGACCACCCCCGUUGGUGUCCUGUGGACGGUUAGCAGACUGUCAGAACACAGAGGGGAGCUACCACUGCAUGUGCAGCCCGGGAUACGCACUUGCUUCUGGGGCAACGACGUUCAUGAAUGAGAGUGAGAACACAUGUCGAGAUGUGAAUGAAUGUACCUCGGGGCAGAACCCAUGCCACAACUCCACCCACUGCCUCAACCACAUCGGUGGCUAUGAAUGCCGCUGCCGCCCGGGAUGGAAGCCGGUUCCUGGAUCCCCCAAUGGCCCAAACAGCACCGUCUGUGAAGAUGUGGACGAGUGCAGCUCCGGGAAGCAUACAUGCCAUCACUCCACCUUCUGCAUCAACACUGUGGGCUCCUACAAGUGCCGCUGCCACCAGGGCUGGAAGCCCAAACCUGGAUUCCAGGAUAAGCAACUGAACACCACCUGUGAAGCCCCUGCAGAGAUAUCCUUCCCCAACUGGACCCCACCCCCUGGAAUCAAGAGCCAGAGACUCUCUAAUUUCUUUGAAAGAGUCCAAGAGCUGCACAGAGACUUCAAGCCAGCCUUGGCUCAGGAAACCAUCCAGGACCUAAUACAGGAGGUAGAUGAGCUGCUGGAGAUUCCUGGGGAUCUGGUGGCCCUUCCCCACUCAGAGCAGCAUUGUGUGGCCACUAACCUGCUUGUUGGCCUGGAAGGUGUCCUCAGAAAUGUAAGCCAGGCCCUGCCCAAUGGGCCAUGGACCUUCAAUGCAUCUGCACGCACAGACUUGUCCCUGGAGGUGCAGGAGGAAGGAUACAGAAAUGUCACUUUGAGUCAGAAUCUGGCAAAGAUGAUGCUGAAAUGGGAUGUGGUGCACAAAUCUGGUGACUCAGGUCCUUCUGUGGUGGGCCUCCUCUCUACUCCAGGAAUGGGCAAGUUGCUGGCGGAGGCUUCCCUGGUCCUGGAGCCUGAGAAGCAGGCAGUUCUGCAUGGGGCACCCAAAGGCUUGCCGCAGGGAGUCUCCCCUGUCCUGCUCUCAGACGUCAUCUCUGCGUUUAUGAGCAACAAGGUCACCCAGAAGCUCAGCUCCCCUGUCACUUUCAUCUUCUCUCACCAUUCAGCGACCCACGAGCCAAAACUAAAGGUGUUCUGUGUCUUCUGGGAGCACACUCAAGAUGAAUGUGGUCAUUGGUCCACCAGAGGCUGCACAAUGGUGGACAGUGGAGACACCAGCACCACCUGCCAGUGCACUCACCUCAGCAGCUUUGCCGUCCUCAUGGCCCACUAUGAUGUGCAGGAAGAGGAUCUUGUGUUGCCUGUGAUCACCUAUGUGGGGCUGGGCCUCUCUCUGCUGUGCCUCCUCCUGGCAGCCCUCACCUUCCUGCUGUGCAAAGCCAUCCAGAACACCAGCACCUCCCUCCACCUGCAGCUCUCGAUCUGCCUCUUCUUGGCCCACCUGCUCUUCCUCAUGGCCAUUGACCGGACCGAGAUCAAGGUGCUGUGCUCCAUCAUCGCUGGUGCCUUACACUAUCUCUACCUGGCCUCCUUCACCUGGAUGCUGCUGGAGGGUCUACACCUCUUCCUCACUGCACGCAACCUGAUGGUGGUCAACUACUCCAGUGUGAGCACGCUUAUGAAGAAGCUCAUGUACCCUGUGGGAUACGGAGUCCCGACUUUAAUUGUGGCCAUUUCUGCCGCAUCCAGGCCUCACCUCUAUAGAACACUCACCCGCUGCUGGCUCAACCCAGAAGAGAGAUUUAUAUGGAGCUUCCUUGGGCCAGUCUGCACCAUCUUCUCUGUCAAUUUAGGUUUCUUUCUGAUGACCCUCUGGAUUUUGAAAAGCAAACUGUCUUCCCUCAACAGUGAUGUAUCCACCCUCCAGAACACAAGGAUGCUGACAUUUAAAGCCACAGCUCAGCUCUUCAUCCUGGGCUGCACGUGGUGCCUGGGCAUCCUGCAGGUGGGUCCAGCUGCCCACGUCAUGGCUUACCUGUUCACUAUCAUCAACAGCCUGCAGGGUGUCUUCAUCUUCCUGGUGUACUGCCUCCUCAGCCAGCAGGUGAGGGAGGAAUAUGGAAAAUGGUUCAAAGGAAUCAGGAAAACAAGAGCUGAGUCAGAGAAAUACACACUUUCCAGCAGGGCCAUGUCUGAUGUCAACAAAGCCAUGAUGGUUAAUUAAAAUAUCUGUUAAAUUAUAUCCUCUUAUCCCAUGGAAAAUUGGACCUGUUAAUCUCUGAGCCCUUGAAAGAGGAUAAACAAGACUUCAUUGUGUGUGUAUUUCAAGAAAUUCACCAUGUCAACAGUGUGAAAGAAGUCAAUCUUGCUUGAUACACAAUGCCUGCAAAGUCUGGAAUUUGUGUGCUUAGAAAACUCUCAACAUAUAAAGAGCCAUCUGUGGACCAAUUUCUUGGUCACUUUGUUUACAACCUUUUCUGAAGCCUCUCCUUCCUACAAAGAUGCUUCUAGAUGCUGAACGUCUAUGAGCAGGAAAACCUGCCUCAAUGGAUUUUCCUACCCACAGCAACUAUGAGAAUGGACAUGUUCACCCCAGAGUCUGGAUUUUGAAAUUUCUUUGUUCUGUGUUCUGUGGGCUUAAUUAUUCAUGCUUUCAAAGAUAUUGAUUUCUCACUAGGUCCAAGGGAGUGAUCAUGAAAGACAUAGGUUUAACCUUCAUUGAGAUUUCAGGAGAAAAUAAGUGAUUUUUGCAGCUAUAGUGGACUCAGAGACUGAAAGAUUCCUAUAAAUCUUGUCUCUAAAUCUGGAUAACUUAAGUAUAGACCAUUUCAGUCACCAUCUUGUUUUAUCCUCAUAGAUGAUAUAAAUGGAAAACUCUGAUCAUGAUAUGUAUAUUUUGGGCUUUGUGGGCUAGUGUAUUAGUCACUACAUUAGUCACAUUAGACAUUAGUCAAGGUUAUCCAGAGAAAUAGAACCAACAGGACACACAUGUUUUUAUGAAGGGAUUUAUAAUGAGGUAUUGGCUCACAUGAUUAUGGAUUUAAGUCCCAUAGUCUGUUGUCUGCAAGCUGGAGACCCAGGAAAGUUAGUGGUUUAGUUUAAAGGCCUGAGAGCCUGAGAGCUGAUGGUGUAGAUUCUACACUGUGUCUGAAGUCCUGAGAUUUGAGUCUGUUGAUUGUAGAAGAUGUAUGUCCCAGUCAAUUUACCAGACUGAAUUAACUCAAACUUCCUCCACAUUUAAAAAAAGAUUUAGGGGAUCCCUGGGUGGCUCAGGGGUUCAGCGCCUGCCUUUGGCCCAGGGUGUGAUCCUGUAGUCCCAGGAUCAAGUCCCACGUUGGGCUCCCAUCAUGCUUUUCCUUCUGCCUGUAUCUCUGCCUCUCUCUCUCUCUCUUUCUAUCAUGAGUAAAUAAAUAAAAUCUUAAGAAAAUAAAAAUAAAAAAAUUUAUUCAGGCCCUCAAGGGAUUGGAUGAUGGCCAUCCACAUUGGAGAGGGGCUUCUGUUUUAUCUAGUCCACCAAAAUGGUAAUCCUUUCUUGAAAACCUGUACAGAUGCACCCAAAAUUCAUGUUAACCAGCUAUCUGGCAACUUUUGGCCUAGUUGGGUUGACAUAUAAAAUUAACCAUCUCUGCUACGAUCUGUAGCAACAAUUUAAUUGCCAUUAUAGCAUGAAAACUGCUGUAGACACUCAGAAAUGACGAU